Vitis riparia (riverbank grape) is the source of this 1411-nucleotide messenger RNA. RefSeq lists its product as uncharacterized. The record is from RefSeq and is a predicted model, not a curated record. The coding region runs from base 245 to 994 and encodes 249 amino acids. NCBI's taxonomy places the organism in Eukaryota, Viridiplantae, Streptophyta, Magnoliopsida, Vitales, Vitaceae. The transcript has 6 exons.
GAAUGCUGACGAAACCAACUCUCUUCUCCAGCUCAGGGUCGGCUGGCCUGGCCACUGCUCGCCAACUUACGGGGACACGUGGCAAGAGCUGGACCGUGGCUGUGGCUACAAUGCCUGGGCUCCACCUUCCACCUUUAGCAGCGCAACAUUGCCCACCGCUCUCCCUCCUCCUAAACCUCUCUUAAAAAGCGAAAAAGAGGAAGAGGUUAGUUGGAGAGAGAGAGAAAAAGAAAAGCUCCGGCGAAUGGCGGCGACGGAGGUGGUGAAGAGCGGAGAGACGGAGGGGGAGGGAGAGGAGCAGAGGCUGCUGGAGGGAGUGGCGGUGCUGGACUUCGACAUGUUGUGCUCCACGGUGGCACUGCAGGCGCAGGGCAAGUGGACCAAAUUUGACCACAAUGGGAAUGGUGAUGAUGAAGAUAGUGGGGAAUUUGGGGGCGUUUUCAGGAUGUGGGAAGGUGAACUUCUUGAUUGCUUUGAGGAUCGUCGCAUCGCUAUUCAAACUGCUUGUUGUCCAUGCUACAGGUUUGGUAAAAACAUGAGAAGAGCUGGUUUUGGUUCUUGUUUUAUUCAGGGAACUGUUUAUUUCAUACUUUCCUUUAGUGCCUUUCUUAGCUGCAUUGCCUUUUUUGUCACCAAACGACACUGCUUUCUGUACAUGGCGGUUGCUUUCACCAUUUCAAUUGGAACAUAUAUGGGUUUCUUCCGCACACAGAUUAAAAAGAAAUUUAAUAUCAGGGGUGGUGACAGUUCCUUGGAUGAUUGUGUCUACCAUCUAAUCUGCCCUUGCUGCACGUUAUGCCAGGAGUCGAGAACAUUGGAAAUGAACAAUGUCCAAGAUGGCACCUGGCAUGGUCGGGGUGACACAAUAUGCAUCGGGAGUUACGGUGAAAGCAGCAAAGCAUUCCUUGAGCUGCACCCACCUCCUCUUGUCACGACCAAAUCCCCUGAACCCUGCAGCAUGCAAAAAAGUACAGACAGCAAUGAGCGGUCAUAAACUUCAGAAGUCGGUGUUCUCACACAUGGACCCCACCAUACCCACAUCGGCUGCAUCAGUGAAUUAUAUGUCUACUCUCGAUUUGUGGGGUGGGGGGAUCCUAUGCAGGUUGCAUUUCAUAAACAUGUGUGUUCUGAGGGUAACCAGGAUUGGAAGCAUAGAGCAUCUGCUGCCUGGCUCUUGGAGAGCUGCCUUUCUGGGUUGGGAAUGGUGGGAAUUAUGAAAUGUUGUAAAAUAUGCGAGGAAGAUGUUUUCAGUUUCAUAUGCAUAAUGGAAAUCAUGUAUUUUCACGAUCCUGGGGUGAUUAAAAUGGCCCCUGUUCUCUAUUUAUGUCGAGCUUGUAGUUCGAGGACCAAAAAUACUGCCAUCUUUCUUGAAGUUUCUUUCAAAGGAAUGCCAAUGUGUUCAUUCAUCUAA